AUGAAGAGCACCAGGCACUCAUCUGUUCGAUUUUUUCUUUUUGUUGGAGUGGCUAUCUUCAUUGCGUUUGCCAUUAUUUCUGUAGAGGCGAGAAAGCAUCACAACAACAGACAUAAACCUCAUAAGCACCUCAAGGACAAGGGUAGCAAUGGCCAUAAAGCUCCAGAUCCAGCUGCAAAUAUUCCAGUCCCUACUCCAGCCCCUCUUCCUCAUUACGGUUCUUACCCUACUAAAUCCAACAUUUUUGACGUUUUGUCAUUCGGAGCCAAGGGUGAUGGAGUUUCAGAUGAUUCAAAGGCACUUUUAGCUGCAUGGAAAGCAGCCUGCCAGGUGUCUGGGGCUAUAGUGGAAAUCCCAGCAGAAUUCAAGUUCCUCAUCAAGCCCAUAAUUCUCCAAGGUCCAUGCAUGCCUCACCUUGUACUUGAGAUAGAUGGCAUUCUCUUAUCUCCCCCGCGAGUUGGUGCUUGGCCUAAAUCCAGCUUGUUUCAGUGGAUAAACUUCAAAUGGGUUCAUGACUUCACCAUUCAAGGUACUGGAAAAGUUGAUGGUCAAGGAUCUGAAUGGUGGAGUCCCUCUGAAGCCUACUACAUUCAGGCUUUGAGAUUCUACGACAGCCAUAAUAUCACAGUUCGCGACAUCGAAAUCGUGAACAGCCCUCAAUGCCAUCUCAAAUUUGACAGCUCUAGUGGGAUCAAAGUCGAUAACAUUACGAUUAAUUCACCAGAGAUUAGUCCAAAUACUGAUGGCAUUCACCUACAGAACACAAAAGAUGUAGAAAUUGAGCAUUCUAAUAUUGGAUGUGGGGAUGAUUGUGUAUCCAUACAAACCGGCUGCUCUAAUAUUCAUGUCCAUCACAUUAACUGCGGCCCUGGACAUGGAAUAAGUGUAGGAGGGCUCGGAAAGGAUAAAAGUGUUGCGUGUGUCUCGGAUAUUGUUGUAGAGAAAAUCUCGUUACAAAAUACUCUAUCUGGAGUUAGAAUAAAGACAUGGCAGGGAGGUAUUGGAUCUGUAAAGAAUGUGACAUUUUCCAAUAUUGAAGUAUCAGAUGUGAAGUAUCCUGUUAUAAUUGAUCAGUUCUACUGUGACAAGAAAAGAUGCAAGAACCAGACAGACGCUGUGGCAAUAUCUGGUGUUAAAUAUGACAGCAUAAAAGGGAGUUACUCAGUGCAACCGAUUCAUCUAGCAUGUAGCAAUGACGUGCCUUGCACCGGUGUUGAUCUAAUUGAUAUUCAGUUGAAACCCAGCUCAAAUGGUUAUGGAGGUUUUCGACAGGCUUUGUGUUGGAACUCUUAUGGGAAAUCACAAGCACCCCUAGUCCCUUCAAGCAUCGAUUAUUGCUUGAGAACCGAAAGCGGGUCUGUUAAGGGAACUGCAAGGUCUCAUCAUGAACAUAUUUGUUAGCUAAGUAUUUAUAAC
Molecule: messenger RNA, 1416 nt
Organism: Populus euphratica (Euphrates poplar)
Lineage: Eukaryota; Viridiplantae; Streptophyta; Magnoliopsida; Malpighiales; Salicaceae
Product: polygalacturonase At1g48100-like
Exons: 7
Coding region: 1-1401 (466 amino acids)
Biological process (GO): carbohydrate metabolic process
Molecular function (GO): polygalacturonase activity
Source: RefSeq, a predicted model, not a curated record